AUGUCUUAUCCUUUACAACCUUAUAAACCAAAUAAUGGAGCUCUUGUUGAUCAACAGUUUAAUAGAGCUAUUCCUAACGGUUAUAAUGGUGGUGGUAAUGAUUGGAUCGGUUCUCUUUUUGGUUUUGCUAGUCGAUUGAUGGGUGAAAUUCUACGAAAUGAUCCUGAUAUUGGUGGUAUAUCAGCAUUGAUGGGUUCAAAUCCAUGUAAUCCUUAUGGAAAAGUAUUUGGUAUAAGUGCAAUGAAUGUAACACAAAUUUCACCUGGACUUGAUGGUCGACCACAUGUGGUUCAAGCACAUGAUGAACGUCGAAUAGGACCAGGUGGAAUUUGGCAAACCAAAAAAGCAUUACGUGAUCCAGGUCGUGGUAUUGACAAGAUGCAACUUGGCUAUUUUGCUGGUGAUCGUGCUGAAAUAAUUCAACGUCGACUAGAUCCAUACACAGGACAAUACCAACAAGAAAUUCAACGACGUGGAAUACCUACUAAUGGACCUAAUUUAUCACAUCAUAGGCAAAUGCAAUCGCAACCAACUAUACAACAAACACCUCGAUUGCAACCACAACAAUAUCAAUAUUAUCCACAACAACAACAACAACAACAACAACUGCCACCCUAUUCACAACAACCACAACUUCCAUUUCAUACACAGCAGCCACAACAGGCUCUUCCAGCACCUUCGCGCUAUCAAUACUUAUAG
Messenger RNA from Rotaria sordida, 699 nucleotides. Lineage: Eukaryota; Metazoa; Rotifera; Eurotatoria; Philodinida; Philodinidae. The record is from the annotation of a GenBank genome assembly.